Molecule: messenger RNA, 627 nt
Organism: Aegilops tauschii subsp. strangulata
Lineage: Eukaryota; Viridiplantae; Streptophyta; Magnoliopsida; Poales; Poaceae
Product: dirigent protein 16
Source: RefSeq, a predicted model, not a curated record
AUGCAACCACAAGGUCGUGCCCACAUCCUUACCCGAGCCUGCAUUGCUCUCACGCUCCUACUAAUCACGGUAAACACCGCGUCGGGCCGCCGCCCGGCAGGCCACAGCCCCCCGCCCACUCCCCACGGCUCCGGCCAGACCAUAACGCUCUACACCAACGGAGGCGCGCCACCAAAUGCCGGCGGCACCCCUUCCUCGAAACACCCUGCCUUCACCAGCCAAGGCCCGAUCGGCCACCCCGGCAGCUGGCUGCGCGCCUUGACGCGGCCUGGGGCGCUCCGCCCCGGCACGGUGACCGUCGUCGAUGAGCAAUUCCACGGCAAGAGAGAGUUUGGGCUGCCCUUGGCUGGGAAGCUGCAGGGCGUUCUUGUCACCAGCUUGGAUGAUAACAGCAGCCGUAUGGUGGCAGUGAAGGCCCUGUUCACCGGCGCUGGCACGCAGGAUAGCAUCAGGUUCUUCGGAGUCCACCGUGAUGGCCAGGAGGAGUGUCAUGUCGCGGUGGUCGGAGGGACGGGAAGGUACGACGGCACCACCGGUUUCGCUGUUAUCAGAGCAGCGGAUGUACCUGAAACAAGCGGAAAUGUCAGCUUCAGCAGGAUUCUUAGUUUCAGUGUGCACCUCAAGUGA